AUGAAGGCCGAAUGUGGAAGAAAAGAGGUGACCCAGGCAGUGGACACCAGCUCCGAGAUCACCAUCAAGCAUUUAAAGAAGAAGGAAGUUGUGGAGGAGGCAGAGAAUGGAAGAGAUGCACCUGCUAAUGGGAACACUAAUGAGGAAAAUGGGGAGCAGGAGGCUGACAAUGAGGUAGAUGAAGAAGAGGAAGAAGGAGGGGAGGAGGAGGAGGAGGAAGAGAAAGGUGAUGGUGAGGAAGAGAAUGGAGAUGAAGAUGAGGAGGCUGAGGCAGCUACAGGCAAACGGGCAGCUGAAGAUGAUGAGGAUGACAAUGUUGACACCAAGAAGCAGAAGACCGAUGAGGAUGACUAACAGCAAAAAAAGGAAAAGUUAAA
Myotis daubentonii (Daubenton's bat) is the source of this 377-nucleotide messenger RNA. Its product is annotated as prothymosin alpha-like. The transcript is spliced from 2 exons. Lineage: Eukaryota; Metazoa; Chordata; Mammalia; Chiroptera; Vespertilionidae. Bases 1 to 354 code for a protein of 117 amino acids. The record is from RefSeq and is a predicted model, not a curated record.